AUGUAUGUAGAGACCCUUGUAAAUGGGAAGGCCACCAAAGCCCUGGUAGACACUGGUGCCACUCAUAACUUUGUCUCGAAGGAUGAGGCAAAGCUGCUAGAGCUCCAAGCAUCUAAGGAAGAAGGUUGGCUUAAGGCAAUUAAUUCAGCUGUCAAGCCAUCACACGGAGUAGCUUGUGGGGUGGCUAUGCACAUCAGCUCAUGGGAAGGAAUGGUCGACUUCACAGUGGCACCUAUGGAUGACUUCAAGAUGGUACUGGGAAUGGACUUCUUACAGAAGGUCAAGGCCGUGCAACUACCCUUCUUAUGCUCAAUAGCUAUCUUAAAGGAGGAGAAGUCAUGCAUGGUCCUUACAGUCACCGAAGGUUCGCCCAAGACCCCUAUGUUAUCGGCCAUGCAAAGACUCUCUCCUAGAAGAGAAAAGGAUCAUAAGAUUGAGUUGGAGCCAGGAGCUCAGCCCCCUACUAUGAGGCCAUAUAGAAUGGCAUUGCUCGAGCUGGAGGAGCUAAAGAGACAACUUAAGGAGUUGUUGGACGCCGGGUUCAUCCAACCAUCCAAGGCUCCCUAUGGCACUCCAGUCUUGUUUAAGAAGAAGCAUGAUAGGUCUUUACGAAUGUGCAUUGACUAUCAGGCAUUCAACAAAGUAACGUUAGACAAGUUCGUGGUGGUAUACUUGGAUGACAUAGUCAUCUACAAUAACACCUUGAAAAAGCAUGUAGAGAAUUUGAGGAAGGUCUUUAAGAUCCUAAUACAGAAUGAGCUAUAUGUAAAGAAGGAGAAAUGCUCAUUUGCUAAGGAAGAAGUGAGCUUCCUAGGGCAUCGCAUCAAAUAUGGCAAGCUGAUGAUGGAUGAUAGCAAAGUGAAAGCCAUCCAGGAAUGGGAUCCACCAACCAAGGUUGUGACUAAGGAGUUGGUGUUGGCAUUACCCAGCCACACCAAGGUUUUUGAGGUACACACGGAUGCCUCAGACGUCGCUAUAGGGGGAGUCCUUAUGCAAGAUAGGCAUUUGUUCGUCUUCGAGAGUCACAAGCUAAAUGACAUUGAGAGGCGCUACACGGUUCAAGAAAAGGAGAUGACUGCCAUCGUCCAUUGCUUGCGUACUUAG
Vitis riparia (riverbank grape) is the source of this 1104-nucleotide messenger RNA. RefSeq lists its product as uncharacterized. The coding region runs from base 1 to 1104 and encodes 367 amino acids. The record is from RefSeq and is a predicted model, not a curated record. Lineage: Eukaryota; Viridiplantae; Streptophyta; Magnoliopsida; Vitales; Vitaceae. The transcript has 4 exons.